GUUCACUUUUGGCCCAAUCGCCGUUCGUGACCAGCGGGCGCCGCUUCUGCUUGCUUGCUUGCUUCUUCAUUCAUCUCGGGCGUCGCGUCGAGCAGUUUGCAGGAUGUCCUGCGAAGAGACCAGCUCCGACGCUGCGCCAUCAGUCUCACCAAACUGUCGACCGCUAGACGACACCAAAUUGACCUCUUUCCAACCUGCCGCCCCUGCGCUCGUACCGCUUUUCAGGUGCGAAUGUACCGUUGGAUCCGUGCACGUUGUCGGGCAGACGAGCGUAGGUAUGCGCAAAAUCAUACCGCUAGAGAGUGCAGUGUUGACGAGCAGCGAUGCGACAUCCCCAUUUCACGGCGCUCGCUUGCUGGAGGGAGGAGCGGCGGACUAUUUGCGCACGGACGCAGAAGGUACAGCUUGGCUGGACGCCCGCUACGCCUUUCUCCUCCGUUCAGGCCGCACGCUCUACGUUCAAUCUUCCGGCACUCGCUACGGUCAUUCGGCAGAAGCUGGGCAAAAGCUGCUGGAGGGCAAGGAAGAGGUGGAGGUGGGAGAGUAUUGCUUCAGACUGAGACUGAUCUUGGAGUGCGAGGAUGAGCAUGAGGAGAUCAGAAAGGCUUGCAAGAGCCUCGUCAUCGCUUCGGCUGUGAGAGGUACAAGGAGCGUGGUGUACGACGCUUACCUCGUCCAAUGAGAAGCAGACGAGAGCGCACGAAGUCGCGCACUAUAGCACGUCCACUACGGUGACUGGCGUGUUUCGUGCCCAAACGCUAUUCACGAUCGCGGAUGGUAUGUUGGAGGGUACUCGGUGAAACUCGCUCGACAAUGCGUUUGAAUGAAUCAUUGACUCUCGCAAGCAAGAGUCACAAUUCGUUGGCAGGAGAAAUCCUUCUGACAUUGGGCUGCGCCAGCAACCACAGACCGGAGCUGGAGCGAGCAGCAUCUCCGCAGACAUGCUGUCGAUGGAUCAGGCCUCCGAUGCCGUCUUUACGCCCUCUCCCCAAUCCAGCUUCUUGACAAAGUCUGGCGCGCUAUUUUGAAAGAUGACUUGAUCAGGCUUCCUGUCCUUGCCAAUGUACGCCUGCGCAUCGUCCAAGGAAGACACUUUGAAGAAGCCGAUGGGAGAACCCUU
Molecule: messenger RNA, 1120 nt
Organism: Ceraceosorus guamensis
Lineage: Eukaryota; Fungi; Basidiomycota; Exobasidiomycetes; Ceraceosorales; Ceraceosoraceae
Exons: 3
Coding region: 104-682 (192 amino acids)
Source: RefSeq, a predicted model, not a curated record